GAACCACCAUGCACAUUCCAACUUAAUCCUUGGGAAUAAAGAUGAAACACCAACUUUAACCCAAGUUAAGAUAUUUAGGAAGUUUCAUCGUAGAAUCCGAAAGCAUAUCGACAAUUGUGGGAUCUCAACCACUGCGCUUUCCAGGGAGAAUUGAGGCAUGGCUCAAAGUGGAAAUGGUGACAAUGGUUUUGAAUCUCUUGAUCAUGCAGAUGACGAUGAUGUGAAAAAACUAAGCCAAAAGGGCAUCAAAAAACACCAAGAGGAAGAGGUUUCUGUGGAGAGGGUGUUCCAGCACCUUUUGGUUCCCUCAUGGAAGAACCAGUUAACUUUGAGAGCCUUUGUUGUCAGUUUUGCACUCAGCAUACUCUUCAGUUUCAUUGUUAUGAAACUCAACCUUACCACUGGUAUCAUACCUUCACUCAAUGUCUCUGCUGGCCUUCUUGGGUUCUUCUUUGUGAAGACUUGGACCAAGUUCUUGGAAAAAUCUGGCAUGUUGAAGCAACCCUUUACAAGGCAGGAGAACACUGUCAUCCAAACCUGCGUUGUUGCCUCAUCUGGCAUAGCCUUUAGUGGAGGAUUUGGGAGUUACCUCUUUGGAAUGAGUGAACGCAUAGCCAAGCAAUCCACAGACACCAGUGAUUUUAAGGACCCAAAAUUAGGGUGGAUAAUUGCUUUUCUCUUUGUUGUUAGCUUCCUUGGUCUUUUCUCAGUUGUACCUCUAAGAAAGAUUAUGAUCAUUGACUUCAAAUUGACAUAUCCGAGUGGUACUGCAACUGCCCAUCUCAUCAACAGCUUCCACACUCCCCAGGGAGCCAAACUAGCAAAGAAGCAAGUGAAAGUGUUGGCAAAAUUCUUCAGUUUUAGUUUCUUAUGGGGUUUCUUUCAAUGGUUCUAUACAGCUGCUGACCAGUGUGGAUUUCAGGCCUUCCCUUCGUUGGGGCUCAAAGCAUAUGAAAACAGGUUUUAUUUUGAUUUUUCUGCAAUCUAUGUCGGAGUGGGAAUGAUAUGCCCAUAUAUCAUAAAUAUAUCAGUGCUUCUUGGAGGAAUUAUUUCUUGGGGCAUAAUGUGGCCUCUCAUUAAAAACAAAGAGGGUGAUUGGUAUGACAAGGGCCUUGGUGAAAGCAACCUUCAUGGCAUCCAAGGUUAUAGGGUAUUUAUAGCCAUUGCCUUGAUCUUGGGAGAUGGUUUAUAUAACUUCGUAAAAGUGCUAACUCAUACGCUCUGGGGGUUGUAUAAUCAAAUCUCGCAAAAACAAAGGGAGAAUGUCCUUCCUGUUGCAGAUCAAGACUCUCCCUCGAAUCCUCAGCAAUCAUAUGAUGACCAGCGCCGCAUCCAACUCUUCCUUAAAGAUCAGAUUCCAACAUGGUUUGCAGUUGGAGGUUAUGUUGCCAUUGCUGCCAUCUCUACAGCCACUCUGCCACACAUCUUUCACCAACUAAAAUGGUAUUACAUACUUGUUAUCUACCUUCUUGCCCCCACCUUAGCAUUUUGCAAUGCUUAUGGUUGUGGGCUAACAGAUUGGUCCCUUGCAUCCACCUAUGGAAAGCUUGCCAUCUUCACAAUUGGAGCAUGGGCUGGUGCAGCACAUGGUGGAGUUCUUGCUGGCCUAGCAGCCUGUGGAGUGAUGAUGAACAUUGUUUCCACAGCUUCAGACUUGAUGCAGGAUUUUAAGACCGGCUACCUUACUCUAGCUUCGCCGCGCUCAAUGUUUGUGAGCCAAAUAAUUGGCACUAUAAUGGGUUGUGUGAUUUCUCCUUGUGUAUUUUGGAUUUUCUACAAAGCUUUUCCUGACCUUGGAACUAGUACAAGCGAAUACCCUGCCCCGUAUGCAAUUGUGUACCGUAACAUGGCGAUGUUGGGGGUGCAAGGUUUUGACUCUCUACCAAAAAACUGCCUCUUACUUUGUUAUAUAUUCUUUGGUGCUGCCAUUGUAAUAAACUUGAUCAAAGAUUUCCUUGGUAAGAAAGGGAGGUUCAUACCACUUCCAAUGGCUAUGGCAAUACCUUUCUAUAUAGGAUCAUACUUUGCCAUUGACAUGUGUGUCGGAAGUUUGAUAUUAUAUGUGUGGGAAAGGAUUAACAAGGCUAAGGCAGAUGCUUUUGGACCAGCUGUGGCUUCUGGUUUGAUAUGUGGAGAUGGAAUAUGGACUCUACCUGCUUCAAUUCUUGCUCUUGCUGGAGUUAAGCCUCCAAUUUGUAUGAAGUUCUUGUCUAGGGCCACAAAUCAAAGGGUUAAUACUUUCUUAGGGAAUUAAGAUCAAGUUUGAAUUGGACUUGGUAUCUUGUGAAAAGUUGCUGAUUUGUAAAUCUGUGAAACACAAUUUAAGUUUUCACUUUAAACUUUUCCAGCCAUAUAGUUGAACAAAACAACAUAGGAAAAAAAUUAUGUGUUUUUAUAUCAGAUAUGUCAGAAAGAAAGUAUAUAUGUUCGCAUGUUUAGAUUGCAUUGUGUCAGUGGGACCCCUAAAACAUCUUAAUUUCAAAUAUGCUUCCUCUGAACAUGCCAUAAUUUUCUAUUUUUUUACAUAUGCAUAAGGGGCAUCUCAAUUACUUUCAUCUGUUCGCGAGAAUUAAUUUGAUGGUGUUAAGUGUCAUUGAGUUCUGCAUGUUCAGCUCUUUCUUUUAGAGCAAUAAGAAGCACAAAAGUGCAUAAGGUGAAAUAGUUAUAAUCUUGAAUUAACUUGAAUAAAGUGACAGUGUGGCAUCUUCAUUUUCUCAUUUUAUAUCCUUUCUUAUUUUAGAUGAGCAUGUUGAAAUUUGGGGACAAUCAGAGAAUAUCACCAAACUGAUUUAAUUCCUUCACAAUAGAUAAUAGAAUAGGAAGAUUCAUGGACUAUUAAGUUCCAACCAAGGCAAUUCCUUUUACAAUACCUUUAUGGGAUUUUAAUUUCAAAAGGUGAUUUGUAAAUCACUUCUGAAAUUAAAUUUACGAGAGAAUGUUUAAUAUAUUCUGGAAUUAAAUUUUCAAAAU
This is a messenger RNA of Abrus precatorius (Indian licorice), 2970 nucleotides long. Its product is annotated as probable metal-nicotianamine transporter YSL7. Lineage: Eukaryota; Viridiplantae; Streptophyta; Magnoliopsida; Fabales; Fabaceae. The record is from RefSeq and is a predicted model, not a curated record. Gene Ontology annotation, cellular component: membrane. Gene Ontology annotation, molecular function: oligopeptide transmembrane transporter activity. The coding region runs from base 158 to 2254 and encodes 698 amino acids. The transcript has 6 exons.